Molecule: messenger RNA, 1083 nt
Organism: Macrosiphum euphorbiae (potato aphid)
Lineage: Eukaryota; Metazoa; Arthropoda; Insecta; Hemiptera; Aphididae
Source: the annotation of a GenBank genome assembly
AUGGACCUCCCACCUGAUGUAGAGAUCAUCGCGUUCGCCGACGACGUAGCACUUGUGGCAACGGCGUCGGUACCCUUCCUACUGGAGGAAAGGCUGGAAGUAGCCCUCCAAGACGUAAUGAACUGGAUGAAUAAAAAUGGGCUGGAACUCGCGAUGGAAAAGACGGAAGCCAUCAUGCUCACAAACCGUAACAAGCACAACAUUAUGACAGUCAGAUGUGGACAGUAUAGCUUUCCCUCAGUGAAAUGUGUAAAAUACCUCGGCGUGCAGCUCGACUCGAGACUGCACUUCAGCCAACACGGUGAACACGCUGCGGCAAGGGCCUCCGAGGCGUGCAGGCAGCUGAUCCAGAUUUUACCGAACCUCAGAGGACCCAGACAGCGGAGAAGAAAGGUGCUGGCCACGGUGGUCACCUCCCGGUUGCUAUAUGGAGCUCCCUUCUGGCUCCCCUCCAUAACGGCCGAGGGAAUGAAAAAGAUGGAGACAGUGUAUCGCAGGGUGAUGCUGAGGGUAGCAUGCUGCUACCGUACGGUGUCCCACGACGCAGCAGCGGUGGUGUCCGGCAUGCCUCCUCUUAGGCUACUGGCCGAAGAGAUGCAAAAAGCGUAUCAUGGGACUGACAGAGUCGUGGCAAGAGAACAACUGAUGGAAAGCUGGAAACGUCAAUGGGCCAAUAGCGAGAAAGGCCGAUGGACGCACAGGCUGAUAAGGGACGUUGGCAAGUGGUACAACAGAAACCACGGCGACGUGUCUUUCCACCUCAGCCAGGUGUUAUCAGGACAUGGCUGUUUCAACGAGUACCUUUUACGAAUCGGUAAAGUCAACACCGACGAAUGUUCUCAGUGUGGGUCGGCACCCGACUCGCCGGAACACGCAAUCUUUCAGUGCGACGCGUGGCACCAUUGGCGAGUCGAGGUAUGCGUCUACCUCGAGAUCGAAGAGCUGUCUCCAGACAACCUGAUCGAGACUAUGCUAGAAUCCAAUGCAACUUGGCAAAGGAUAAGCAGCUUGAUCGGUAGGAUAAUGAGAACCAGAGAAGAGGAAGAGCGCCGCAGACAACAUGCAGCGCUCGUACCUGGUUGA